Messenger RNA from Trichoplusia ni (cabbage looper), 790 nucleotides. RefSeq lists its product as uncharacterized. Gene Ontology annotation, cellular component: nucleus. The transcript is spliced from 5 exons. The record is from RefSeq and is a predicted model, not a curated record. NCBI's taxonomy places the organism in Eukaryota, Metazoa, Arthropoda, Insecta, Lepidoptera, Noctuidae. Bases 15 to 761 code for a protein of 248 amino acids.
GUAACUAAAAUAAAAUGGAUUCUACUCCGUCGAAAAAUAAAGCCAUGAGUAAAGACGAAAUCCAUUGUCUUGUGGAAUUAGUAGAGGCAAACAAAAUUAUCGUAAGUAAAGAGACGAAUGCCUCUACUAAUAGACUUAAAGAUGAAGCAUGGGUUUCAUUAACAGCUGCUUUUAAUGCCAGAAAUGGAACAAUCCCCAGGCAAAAAGAACAAUUAAAGUCCAAGUGGGACAAUUUAAAAAAGGCAGCUCGUAAAAGAGCCCAACAAAUAAGAAUGAACCAUUUAAAGACUGGUGGUGGAAAGCCCGACUACAUACCGCCGGAUGAAACGUUAAGUAAAGUAGAAUCCUUAUUGGGUUCAACAUGUAAUGGCUUUGUUGUGCCUUUUGGUGGGGAUGGUGUGGGUGAUGUAGGUGAUAACAUUGUGGUGGAGGUUUUUAAUGAAAUUGGUGAAAGUCCUAGUGCUGGCAUUAUAAGUAAUGAAAAAAUUAAUGAUGACUUGGUUUUUACCCCUACUACGAGUGGAGGUCUAAAGCGAAAAGCAGAGGAAAGAAAAUUUUUGUUUGGCAUGCAUAAUAUGUCAAAUUCAUUAAAAACCAAAGAAAAAAAAAGAAAAGAAAACGACGACAGCCGACAGCAAUUAAAUUUGGCUGCAAAAUACUAUUACGAAAAGAAAGCAGAAAAAUUAGAAUUAGAAAUAAAGUUACUUAGAAUCGAAUUAGCUAAUAAGGAGAAUAAUUGUAAUUGUAAUUUAAAUAAAUAGGUUUUUUUAUAAUAGUUACUUAGAAUAGA